Messenger RNA from Jatropha curcas, 740 nucleotides. RefSeq lists its product as uncharacterized. Gene Ontology annotation, biological process: translation. Gene Ontology annotation, cellular component: mitochondrial large ribosomal subunit. Gene Ontology annotation, molecular function: structural constituent of ribosome. The record is from RefSeq and is a predicted model, not a curated record. NCBI's taxonomy places the organism in Eukaryota, Viridiplantae, Streptophyta, Magnoliopsida, Malpighiales, Euphorbiaceae.
UUUUCACUUGUUCUUUUCUUCUUCGCCAAAAUCACGGUACACUCCACAGACCUAAAUUGAGAUUCCUGUAUCCAUCAUAACAAUGGCGUUGAGACUGGGGAUGCUAAAAGCCGGCGGCGGCAAUAAUGGAUGCACGUUAGGGCUCUUGAGAUGGAUUCACGCAGCAGCCAUUUCACCUCCGUUGGAUUGUUCGCUCCACCGCACGAUCGCACCUCCACUUAUGGUUUUGCCGGAGUUCGAUCAAACCCCAGAUAAUAGCAGUAGAAACUAUAAUAAAAACUUAGAAUUUGGGUUCCGGAGUUUCUCUUUUGGUGGAUCCAUGGAACUGAUGGCCGUUCCAAAAAGGAAGGUUUCUCCCCACAAGAGAGGCAUACGAAACGGACCAAAGGCUUUGAAACCAAUUCCAGUGAUUAUCCGUUGCAGGAGUUGUGGUAAGGUUAAGCUGCCACACUUCUACUGUUGCAGUGGAGACACAGGGAAGACUGGCGAGCAAAAUAAUUAAGCAAACAUCUUUUAGUCAUCUGGCAGCUAAGAUUAGUGAACUAAGAGCUCGAUAUGUAGAUUUUCCUAUUCAUGUUUGCAACUUCAUGGAAUAGGAAAAUUUGAAUUGAUACACAGUUAUUUGUAUUGCAUUAUGCUAGAUUUUGCUCGCGCCUUUUGUUAAUAAUUUUCUCUAUUUCUGUUGAAGAUAGUUGCCUGUUGGAGCGGUAUUUAUGGUAUCUCUUGGUAUUUUUCAUGAA